Messenger RNA from Cloeon dipterum, 2372 nucleotides. It is a transcript of the gene Cdc42, whose product is annotated as Cell division cycle 42. Bases 149 to 724 code for a protein of 191 amino acids. Lineage: Eukaryota; Metazoa; Arthropoda; Insecta; Ephemeroptera; Baetidae. The transcript has 6 exons. Gene Ontology annotation, molecular function: GTPase activity; protein kinase binding; GTP binding. The record is from RefSeq and is a predicted model, not a curated record. Gene Ontology annotation, biological process: Cdc42 protein signal transduction; establishment or maintenance of cell polarity; endocytosis.
CGCCCGGCUAAUCCCCUGAUUUGCUGCACGGACACCCUUUUUUGCGAGCCGAGGUGCGACCACCGGCGGAAAAUCGCAGCCGUGAGCGCUAUUUUCCGCCUAAUUCACGGUUACAUGCACGCGUUGUGAGAACCUGUUGGAUCGCGCGAUGCAGACGAUCAAGUGCGUGGUUGUGGGCGACGGCGCCGUCGGUAAAACCUGCCUCCUCAUAUCGUACACCACCAACAAAUUCCCGUCGGAAUAUGUACCUACAGUAUUUGACAACUAUGCGGUUACUGUUAUGAUUGGAGGUGAACCCUACACAUUGGGACUUUUUGAUACAGCUGGUCAGGAGGAUUACGACAGAUUAAGACCGCUUAGUUACCCUCAAACCGACGUUUUUCUCGUGUGUUUCUCAGUUGUGUCGCCAUCCUCGUUUGAAAAUGUCAAAGAAAAGUGGGUUCCAGAAAUCACUCAUCACUGUCAGAAAACGCCAUUCCUGUUGGUUGGCACGCAAAUUGACUUGCGGGACGACGCAGCCACAGUCGAGAAGCUGGCCAAGAACAAACAGAGGCCCGUGUCCUCCGAGCAGGGUGAAAAGCUGGCCAAGGAGUUGAAAGCUGUCAAAUACGUAGAGUGCUCCGCGCUGACUCAGAAAGGACUCAAGAACGUGUUCGACGAGGCGAUCCUGGCAGCCCUGGAGCCCCCGGAGCCGACCAAGAGGAGAAAGUGCACCCUCCUCUAAUUUUAACCCCCUGCCCCACCCCCGAAAAACACACACACACACAAUGCAUAAACGGCAAGCAGCUGCAGAGUCACGUACCAGUAUGUAUUUUCAACUUUUGUACCAGCAUCGUACGUAAAUCGACUCGUGAUUAGUUUUUUCAACCACCGAACAGGAAAAAAUAUUAAUAUCCGCUCAUUGUUUCCUCUUGGUUUCUGUCGGAAGUCUAGAAUUUUCUAUGCCGAAUUCUCACUUAUACUGAAACACACACACACAACUACCACCAAACAGUCUGCCGGUCGAUCGAUGGUAAAAAUGCAGGAGUUUGUUUCUCCUUCGUAGCUGCUCAUUUGUUUUAGUGCCUUUGAAAACUGCAACCUGAAUUUCAUUAUCACGCUGAUUUGAAACACGCAAACAAGCUGAAAAUCACGAUGCAAGGUGAAACAAUGUUAAUCAUUCCUAACAGUAUAAUGGAAAUUACAAAUAAUUUUGUUUAAAAAAAGUGCCUCACGCGUUACACACUACUACGACUACAUUUGAAAAAUGGAAUAAUAUUCUUGCUCCAAAUCUCAAGUGCGACUCAGAACGUAGUGGAAAGAUUAAAAUACAAAAUAAAUAUAAAACAAUCGCGCGGCACUUGAGGUGUGGAACCAGCAGCAGACUGAUUCGUCCCUCCAAAUUGAUUUCCGCGCACGAGCGAAUUUCCUUUUGGGUCACCUAAAAUUCUCGGCAGGGCAGCGGCGAACGCGACCGGCAAAGACGUUUUGUAAAUAAUUAGAACGCGUUUUGCCGCCCGCCUCGCUCGCCCGCCUUUUGAAUUGUAAAUAAUAUCAUCCGAAUUUCCGGUGGUGCCGCUCUACCAAUUGGUGAUAACUCGAGUAUUUUUCUUCUACGCUGCACUGGACAGUUGAAUAUAUUCUUCUUCUUCAUUAGUUUCGCAUUACGAGAGAGAGAAAAAUUGAUUUAUUCACGUGCAUUUUGUUUUUCUUUGGUUUUGUUACAUUACAGGGCGCCUCCGCCCGUCGGUUUAAAUAAAUCUAAACUCUAAUCUUGUCUAACUCGUCAAGUAUGCCACACAAAAUAGUCUAGCUGAACGAGAUCGGUGUUUCCAAAAUUGCGUUGUGGGUUUUGAUAUAAAAUAAUACACACACACACACACACACAGACACGGAUGAUGUAUGUCAUAUAUUUAUUAUUCUUAUUGCCUCUUACAUUUUAGCUUGGGCGAGUCCAACUCGCGUCCGUUCUUUCUCUAUUUUCUUGUCUCGCGGAGAGUGUUGCUUUCGGCGUCGUCUUCCUUUGGUUCGGUCGGUGCCAAAAAAAUUUAAAACUAAAUUUAUUUCGGGACGUUAAUCUGAAAGGCAAUCGUCGUGGCUAUUCAUGUGUAACUGGCGUCUCCUUUUCUCUCGCAACAUACACACACACACACUGCAUUUUCUCGAGAAAUACAAAACAUUAUUUGUGCAAAGAAAGAACGAAAGAAAGGAAGGAAAAAAAAGAAUGGGAAAUAUCAGCAUUAUUGUGUAUAUUGCAAAAAUUGUGAAAAUAAUGUAUUCCACCACCCACUAGUUUAAUGAUAACUUUAUAAUUAAAUUAACCAUGGCCAUAAUAUGUGAACAUGCGCAUAAGUAUGCUUAAUUAAUAAAAUAAAGGCGAAAAGAAACAAAAA